AUGAACGACCACAAACUACCUAUUAGAAAGCUCCUGGAUAAAUAUGGAAUCCUGGAAAUAAGCAGAAAAUCAUACGCUUCCCUUAAUAAUGCUGUCGUUCUAAAUGAUCCCUCGAGAGGCAAUAAUAUUAUUUUUCCAAAAAGAGACUAUUCCUUGAUGCAUCUAGCAUUUGGAACAAUUCUAGAACCCGUGAAUAUGCUUUCUCUGCUAUGCGCUGCAUUUCUAGUCGUUGUUUACGAAUUUAAUGAGGAGGAAACAUGCCACCUGUUGGUAUUCUUGUCUACACUUUGCAUAAUGGCUGUUAAAACGAUCUUUGAAGUGUUUGAAGAGUCAAAAAUCAAUGGAAUUUACAAACAACGGCUAGACUCGCAUGAUUGCCGGAUCGUUAACGAAGAUCAUAUUGUUCAUAUAGACAGGGAAUUAAUUAAAACUGGAGAUGUUUUGGAUUUGAAAAAGGGAGAUACUGUGGGAGCUGAUGCCAUUCUUGUGAAGUCAAACAAUGUUGAAAUAGAGCGAAGCAUCGGCCAGCUUGGCGUGAAGAACCUCAAAAGAACACAUACAAAGCACAAAGAUAUUUUUGAAGAAUCAGAUAAUGUCGUUUUGAGCUCAGAUAGAAUUGUAGGUGGAAGGGGCAAGGCUGUAGUUGUCCGAAUUGGAAACGAUACAAAAAUUGCUGAAAUCUACAGAAAUAUGUUUUAUAAAAGGAAAUACCAAAGUGAACUAUACUCAGAAAUGACUUUGUUUUUUGUAGGCUCAUUGGUUUUUGGAUUACUGUUGAGUAUGGCUUUGAUUCUGAUCGGCCUGACAACAGGAAUAACCUUCUUCAAUGCUGUUGAUCUCACGGUGUCGGUCUUAAUUACGUUGAUCCCUGAGGGAAUUCCGUCUACUGUUAAGCUGCUGCUAUUCUCCGCAGGUUCAAAAUUAAGCGAAAAGAAUAUUUAUAUUAGAGACGUUGCAUCUAUUGAAAAACUAGGAUUGGUCACGAGAAUACUUGCCGAGAAAAGCGCACUUGUUCCUAGUGAAAAUAUUGCAUGCUCAUAUGUGUACAAUGGGCAGGAUCUGAUUGAUGUUGAAUUAGCAUUUAUUGAUAAAAAUGAAGAUUCGUUAUCAUUUCUACAGAAAAUAGGGUAUAUGACAAAACUAAUAAGCUCAUCAAAAGACCAGCACCAUAACAGAGCUUAUUAUCUUCCAUUAGAAACACUGGGAGAUAUUUGUUGCAAGUAUUUUGCCAACCACACUCGUGUUGCCACAAAGAUCAAGGAUGUAAGGUUGAAAGAUCUAAAUGGCACAAUUGUGGAUGAAAGUGAUUUUAAAUCAAUCUAUGUGACCGGCUCUGUAGAAUCGGUUUUAAAGGUAUGUAACAAGUCUUUCGUAGACCAGAACAAGAAAAAGCUUAUUUUCAGCAAAAAAAUGAAAACUAUAACAUUGCACCACAAAAUGAAAAUUGAAGGGUAUGAUAGUGUUGCAUUGGCCUAUCGAUCAUUUGGCAAGAACGAGCAGACGUUUAAAAUGAAAGGAUUGACAUUUGUUUGUGUGUAUUUUUUGCAAGAGAUGCCAGAAUCUGAUUUACCACUGGUAUCAAAUAUUUUCAAAAAUGCAGGCAUUAAAUUUUCAAUAGCCACAGACACACAUUCGGAGAAUAAGCUGAACUCAAGCAGAAACAUUCUGGGUCUUAGAGAGAAGUUUGUAAGAGAUGACCAAUUUCUAAAAAUAGAUGAGCCUGCGACGGGCCAUAUAAUAAAAGCAGAGCAGUAUAUGAACUUUGAUGCAGAAUUAAAAAGACUGUUUAUCCAAAGAGACAAGUUUAUCAUUUACAGAUGUAAUGCGGACUCAAAGUCUGAAGUUGUGAAUGAUUUACAGCAGAACGGUGAGGUUGUGUGUUUUGUCGGGUCACAGAUGGACGAUUCGCGUGCUCUAAGCAAAUCAGAUAUUGGUGUCUGUUUUCAGGAUUCAAGUCGUAUUUGCAAAGAAGCGAGCUCUAUGGUUUUCAAUCCUCAGAAAUUUGAUGAUAUUAUUUAUAGCCUCGAAGAGGGCAGGCUGUUUUUUAUCAACUUGCAGAAGUCGAUUAGGUAUAUUCUCAUGCACAUUAGUCCACAGUUAUUGCCUUUUGUUCUUUAUGUCGUCCUAGGAACGCCAAUGCCGCUGUCGCCUAUUUUACUUAUAUUUUUGAAUUAUCUAGUCGAGGUGAUUCCAGCAGUGUUUUUUUCAUUUGAAGACCCCGAAUUUAAUCUUUUGCUAGAGCCACCGAGGCAGUGCAAAAACAAUGCUUGGUCAUUGGGAAAUUUAGCUGAAGAGCUGGGACCAAUCCAGAAGUUUAAACGUUUUAUUCGCGACAUGAUGGGUGUAUUGAGUAACGGCAUAAUGUACAGCACAACUAUCCUUUCCUGGUCAAUUAUCGAAGCGGGAUUAAUCUCAUCAAUUGGGUGUGAGCUAGCCUUUUAUUCGGUGCUAUACUCAAACAACAUUCCUUUUUCAAAAAUGUUCUUCUCGGCAAAUACAUAUUUUCAAUACAAAUCACCAGAUCUUAGAUUAGCUGAUGGGAGCAUAAUAGACUAUGAGGAGCAGCUCGCUAUUGUAUUUAGAGGACAAAGCACGUAUUUUCUUGGGUUAAUGGUCUGCCAGUUUGCAAACAUGCUUGUAUGUCGACGUGACAAAGAAUAUUUUUUUCAAAGAUUCUUUAAAAACUUCAAGAUAGUCGUAUUCACAAUAAUCGGCAUAGCACUUUCCACUCUUAUUAUUUUCGCACCGUUCUUUGAAACGUUUUUGUUGAUCAAACGACCAAAUUUGCUGUCGUUACUUUUCCCAGCAGGUUCUGCAGUUUUAAUAUUGGCAAUCGAUACUCUUAGAAAAUUUAAAAAAAAAUUCACACUGUGA
Molecule: messenger RNA, 2874 nt
Organism: Vittaforma corneae ATCC 50505
Lineage: Eukaryota; Fungi; Microsporidia; Nosematidae
Product: HAD ATPase, P-type, family IC
Exons: 1
Coding region: 1-2874 (957 amino acids)
Biological process (GO): potassium ion import across plasma membrane; intracellular potassium ion homeostasis; proton transmembrane transport
Molecular function (GO): P-type sodium:potassium-exchanging transporter activity; nucleotide binding
Source: RefSeq, a predicted model, not a curated record